Messenger RNA from Bradysia coprophila, 777 nucleotides. RefSeq lists its product as uncharacterized. The record is from RefSeq and is a predicted model, not a curated record. Lineage: Eukaryota; Metazoa; Arthropoda; Insecta; Diptera; Sciaridae.
UUUUUUUUCUUCCACUUUGACUCGAUAUCAGUCGUGUUGAAGACAAGUUUAAAGUAAAGGACAAUGUUUGAAAACAUCAACGGCGCAUUGACUGUGUUCAUAGUCACGAUUUUCACAAUAAAAAGUGUUCAUGCAACAAAGGCUAAAUGUGGCUCGACAGGAGCGUUUUGUGGUAGAGGACCGAACAGCGUAGAUUGUUGUGACGGUUUCUUCUGCGACAUAGCAACGGACGAUUCUUACGCACGUUGUGCACCAAAUUGUGGAUCAUCUGGAGCAUUUUGUGGCAGAGGACCGAACAGAGUAGAUUGUUGUGACGGUUUCUUCUGCGACAUAGCACCGGACGAUUCUUACGCACGUUGUACACCAAAUUGUGGAUCAUCUGGAGCAUUUUGUGGCAGAGGACCGAACAGAGUAGAUUGUUGUGACGGUUUCUUCUGCGACAUAGCACCGGACGAUUCUUACGCACGUUGUACACCAAAUUGUGGAGCAUCUGGAGCAUUUUGCGGAAGAGGACCGAACAGGAAAGAUUGCUGUCCAGGCUAUCAUUGCAAGAUUGCUCCUGAUGAUACUUACGCAUAUUGUGAGAAAGACAACGAUUGUGGCACAACCGGACAACUUUGUGGAAGGGGACCGAACAGAAAAGAGUGCUGUGCAGGAUACUACUGUUUGAUUGCUUGGAAUGACAGGUUCUCACUUUGCAUUCCCAACAAGUGCAGACGGGUGUAAAUAACUUCAAUUACGAGAAGAGAAUGAAAAUAAAAAAUAAUUUCAGAGCGA